This is a messenger RNA of Rosa chinensis, 1557 nucleotides long. RefSeq names its product DNAJ protein JJJ1 homolog. The record is from RefSeq and is a predicted model, not a curated record. Lineage: Eukaryota; Viridiplantae; Streptophyta; Magnoliopsida; Rosales; Rosaceae. The transcript has 2 exons. The coding region runs from base 1 to 1557 and encodes 518 amino acids.
AUGGUGAAGUUCAACCAGCGCUUCGACUUCUACGAGCUCUUAGGCAUCGAACCGGAAGACCUCUUAGACCUCGACCUCGAUGACGCAGAACGCUAUGUCGAAAAGGCUUACAAAGAAACGGCGAGGAGAAUCCACCCGGACAAAGUCAGAGUCGCCGGCCUGAGCGAAGCCGAAGCCCAAGAGAAACAAGACGAAGCCACCGCAAAGUUCCAAGAGCUCCAAAAGGCCUACAACGUCAUCAAAGACCCCAUGCAGAGAGCCGACUAUGACUUGUACCGCAAGAAAAACUUCACCCCGGAAACUUUCAAACCCAACCUCGUGCCCACCGAGGGCCUCAGAUUCUCCGGCUACUCCAACGAGGGCCGGGGAUUCUUCAAGGUCUACGGUGACGUUUUUGAGAAGAUAUACGCCAACGAGGUUGCUUUUCAAGAGGAGAAGAAGUUGCCGCCGGAUUCGGUGAUCAAGCCGCCGGAGAUAGGGGACGAGCACAGACCCUAUCCGGCGGUGGUGCAGUUCUACAACUACUGGCUCAACUUUGGGACCAUAAUGGACUUCACGUGGGAGGAGCCACACGACGAGUACGACUUGGCGGCGGCGCCUACCAAGAAGGGAGUGGCGGUGAUGCGGAGGAAGAACAUAAAGGCCAGGAAGAGGGCUAAGAAUGAGUAUAAUAAUAAAGUGAGGAGGUUGGCGCAGAAUGUGAAGAGGAGGGACAUUAGGCCGGAGUGGACGAAGCCUGUGGAGAGGAAGAGGAAGUAUGGUGUGGAGGAGAAGGAGGAAGAGGAGAGGGAGGAAUGGGAGUGCGUGGUGUGUAGGAAGGAGUUUAAGAGCGAGAAGCAGUGCUUGAAUCACGAGAUGUCGAAGAAGCAUAGGGAUAUGGUAGCAGUGUUGAUGGGGUUGAAGCACCGCGAUUUGGUUGAGGAGGUCUUGGAGUUGAUGGAGGAGGAGGGAGAUGAGGAUAAGGAACUUGAGCAUGAUGGUGUAGAUGAGGUUUUGGAGGGAGAAGGUGAAGAAGAAAAGGAGAGUGAGAGUGAAGAUGAGGUAUCCGAAUGUGUUGAUGAAAAUCCGAAAGAAGAAGUUGUUGAUGGUGAUGAAGAGGAAGAAGAGAAUAAGGAGGAUGAUGAGAUGGAAGUUCUUGAAGCAAUGGUGGCUAGGCGAAAAACUAGUGUAAAAGUUGGUGAACCAAUUUUUGAGCCCAUGGCAACCAUCAUUGUUGUAGAGGAGGAUGAGGUGGAUAUGGAGCACGAGGAGACAAAGAACAUGGAUAAGAAUGGAGGAGAGAAGAAACAGAGGAGGAGGAGGAGUGUGAAGAGUACUAGAAUCAAUGAACAUGAUGAUAAGAAGGAAUCAAAAUCGGAUUCUAGUGCGGAAUCUUGCGUUGACAAUGGGAGUGAAGAUGAGCAGAAGAGAAAGAAGGGAGGGAAGAAAGAGAAGAGGAGUAAAAGGAAUACCAAAAGUAAUGGUGAGAAUGAGGAUUCUGGUGUAAAGAAUUCCAAGUCUAGUAAUAGGAUAAGGUAUGCAGGGAAGAAGAGUAGAGGUGAUUUUACCAAACAUUAA